Messenger RNA from Phlebotomus papatasi, 531 nucleotides. RefSeq lists its product as uncharacterized. The record is from RefSeq and is a predicted model, not a curated record. Lineage: Eukaryota; Metazoa; Arthropoda; Insecta; Diptera; Psychodidae. The transcript is spliced from 2 exons. Bases 1 to 531 code for a protein of 176 amino acids.
AUGAUUUCCCUAUGGAGUAGUGUAGACACUGCUAUUGGUGUUGUGGGAGGAAUAACCGAAGCUGUUCAAGGCCUUGCUGAUCAGCUUAACGGAGUUCUGUCUGGUAUCACCGAUGCUGCUGGAAACACCCUUCAGGCUGUUACUGAUUCUGCUGGAAAUCUCGUGGUCCAAAUCACCGAUCUUGCUGGAAACACUGUGGAAGUGGUUCUUGAUGUUGUAGAUGGUGUGGUUACUGGUGUUGCUGAUGUUGUGGGAACCGUAACUGAGAGUAUCCAAGCGACUCUUGAUCAAUUGACCUCCACUAUCAGCGGAGUUGCUGAUACUGUCACCGAUGCCGCUGGUACCGCUACCGAUGUUGCCACCGAUGCCGCUGGUACCGCUACCGAUGUUGCCACCGAUGCCGCUGGCACCGCUACCGAUGUUGCCACCGAUGCCGCUGGCACCGCUACCGAUGUUGCCACCGAUGCUGCUAAUACCGCCACCGAUGUUGCCACUGAAACCGCCACCACUGUUACCGAGGCUGCUCCCUAA